Molecule: messenger RNA, 1329 nt
Organism: Nasonia vitripennis (jewel wasp)
Lineage: Eukaryota; Metazoa; Arthropoda; Insecta; Hymenoptera; Pteromalidae
Exons: 1
Coding region: 1-1329 (442 amino acids)
Source: RefSeq, a predicted model, not a curated record
AUGUCUCUCACUGCUGACCAAAGCAAGCGUGUUGCAUACAUUCAACAAAAAUAUAAGUCACUCGAAUCUCAAAUAACGAGAGUCGAAACUUAUGUCAAGGGUGCCAACCCAGAGGCAACCAAUGCGAAGUUAAGGUUGGAUAUUUUGUCUUCAUUACACAAGGAGUACAUGAAGUACAAUGAUGAACUUUCCCAGUUAGAUCCCGACAAUCCUUCGAUAGGUUCGUUUCCCGAUCUCUCUGAUCGUUAUUUUGAGGUUGGCGCUGCUGUUGAGAAACUUCAACGGAGUGUUGAUCCGCCAAUCCCAAUUGCGAAUUCCACUCUGAAUGCGAGUACAAUCGUUCUCGCGGAGCAUCAGGCUCUUCCCAAAAUUCCUCAGGUAUCACUGCCUAUGUUUGACGGUAAUCGUGAAACUUGGUCCCAUUUCAAGAGCAAAUUCACCACGCUCGUUCAUACUCUUACGGACAUAUCGGAUGCCGUGAAGGCCGGUCAGUUGUUUUCUCUGCUCACAGGAGCGGCUUUAGCAAAGGUGUCCCAUUACGAUCCGUGUGAAGCCGAUUAUCAGAAGGCUUGGACCAGUCUUCUCAGUUUUUACGAUCAAAAGCGUAUCGUCGCAAAUCAACAUUUAGAUGCUCUGUUAGAUCUUCCUCGCUUGCAGAAGGCGUGCGAUGAGGAUUUGUCAUCUUUGGUGGACAACGUUCGCCAACGUCUCAAUAUUCUUGAGCGCUUGGGAAGAGCGCCUAGCGAAGAUUUAGUUGUUAGGAUAAUAGAGAGGUGUCUACCUCCUGCAGUUUCUAGUAGAUGGCAAGAUAGACUAGAACCCAAUGCUUUCCCUAAGUUGGACGAUCUUCUCAAGUUUAUUGACAAUACAGUGUUCAAACUGCAAUCUCUGCAUGGCACUUUUUCGACUGCUCCCAAUAGCAGAAAACGUUCUGGGGAAGCCGUUCCGCAAUCGCAUUCUAAGAACCCGAAACAGAACGCUCGUUCUCUGGUCACUUCUGGAGUGUCUUCAACUUCUCAAGCUUCUCAAAUCACUUGUCCAAAAUGCAAGGGCGAACACAAUUUAUUCAGAUGUGUUGAUUUUGAGAAGCUGUCCGUUUCAGAACGAUGGAAAUUCGUAAACAGCAAUAAGGUGUGCCGCAAUUGUCUCGGAAAACAUCCUUUUCCAUGCAAGAGUGAACACCGUUGCAAGAAGUGUUCGAAGGCUCAUCACACAAAACUCCACAAUGAUAAGGGUUCUGGAUCGCAGUCGUCGAAGGCGCCAGAGGCGUCAAAGACUUCUGAAUCUUCAACUAAAGAGGUUCCUAAUUCUUCGAAUCCUCAAUCAUGA